Molecule: messenger RNA, 621 nt
Organism: Enterobius vermicularis (human pinworm)
Lineage: Eukaryota; Metazoa; Nematoda; Chromadorea; Rhabditida; Oxyuridae
Source: the annotation of a GenBank genome assembly
AUGCUAUUUAAAAUACUAAUCAUUGGUGACGUGGGUACUGGUAAAUCAUCAAUCGUAAGGCGAUAUGUUCAUAACUUGUUCAAUCAGUACUACAAAGCUACGGUUGGUGUCGAUUUUGCUUUGAAACUACUAGUAUGGGAUUUGGACGUGCUGGUUAGGUUACAGUUAUGGGACAUAUCAGGACAAGAUCGGUUUGGAAACAUGACACGAGUGUACUAUAAGGACUCUCACGGCGCAGUUAUUGUUUUCGACUCUACUAGAAACGACACGUAUGACGGAGCUUUAAGAUGGAAAGCCGAUUUGGAUAAUAAGGUGAACUUGGCAGAUGGUAAACCCCUUCCUUCAGUACUUCUGGCUAAUAAGUGCGAUGUCGAAAACAACGUGACUGACGAGAAGUUGAUCGAAUAUUGCAAAAAGGAAGGGUUUGUUGGAGGUUUUCGUACGUCAGCGAAAGCAAACAUUGGUAUUGAAGAAGCUUUUAGAUACCUUACUGGCAGGAUAAUAGAAAGAGAAAAAGAAGGACAGUAUGAAAUUCCGGUUUUGCAGCAUGAUGGUAACUUAAGAAAAAUAAACUUGUCAUUAAAUAAUAAAGCUCAGGGCUCUACCAGAUGUUGCACAUAA